UUUCACGUGUAAUGAUCACGUUUUAGCACGGCAGUUUGUAACAAGGACGUAUAUACGUCUUUGGUUGUAAUCAAUGAUGAAACUUGCUGGCAAUGUUAAAAACCUCAAUCGUAGGCAACAGUUUCAAUCGAUAUCAGCUGAGCUUUGUUUUCGAAAGUGUUUGUGAGAGGCAUAUCAUCACCAGAAUGGAACUUCUUCAGUCAUAUGAUGUCAGUUCUGGAGAGAGUGAAGAAGAUAACGAAAAUGUCAACAAUAAUAAAUUAAAGUGUGAAGCAGAAAUGAAGAAGGGCAAUGUUCAAGAGAUUCAAAAGGAUACCAACUAUUUUGGAAUAGAACACAAUAGCAGCUACAGCGAUGACAGUUCAUGUGAUGGCAGCAACAACAAAGAUGGAGAGUUGGAGAUUGGUGGAUUGAGAGUUGAAAUACCUGAUAGUGAUUUCUGGAGAGAACUUAAAGCUGAAGAUGUCAAACAAAUAAAGUCUGAUGCAAGCAAGAUACUGUCACAUCUACCAUUAGAAAAAUCUGAAAGUUCUCCUGCAAAAUGGAAACAGGUUGGGUUGAAUAAAAACAGUCAGACAGUACGUGAACAAUCUUCAAAGGAGACAAAACUGGAUUAUUCCUCCAAAUCAAAUGAAACUGUAAGCUUGCAAAGAAAAAUAUUUUAUAUUCAUUCAAAAAUCCAACCCAAAAUGCAUACCCUGUCAUCCAAUUUCCCCCCAGAAAAACUGGACCGACACAUUGAUGCUCAUGGGGGUGUUGUAAACAGAGUGAAGUGGAAUGUUCCAUCAUUUAGUCACCUUUUCCUGUCAACAAGCAUGGAUUCCUGUGUGAAGAUCUGGAAUGCAUUCUCUGCUGAAAGUGCCUGUGUGAGAAAUCUGAUGCAUCAUGGGAAGGCAGUAAAAGAUGCAGAAUGGAGCCAUGAUGGUCGGAGCAUACUCAGUUGUAGUUACGAUAGAAGUGCUGUCGUCACCGAUGUUGAAACUGGGAAGCAAGUGUGCAAACUGGAGCAUGCUGGGUAUGUGACCUGUGGGAAAUUCAACCCUGUGAGGAGAAGUCAGGUAGUUACUGGCUCGACCAACAGUCUACAGCACUGGGACAUCCGAACUCCUCACACUGCAUGUAAGAACUUCCAGUACCAUGAUGACUUGGGGCAGAUGCAGGAUGUACUGUUCACUAAGGAUGGGAACCAGUUCUUCUCCUGCAGCGAUAUGGUGACGCGCGACUCUGCUGACCGCAACGUUAUGGCCUGGGACUUCAGCUCGGGAGUACCCCUCUCAAACCAAAUAUACCAGGAGCGGUAUGCAUGUGUUCGACUGAAGCUGCAUCCUACAAGUAGCCACUUCCUGGCCCAGAGUCAUGGGAGAUACGUGGCCAUAUUCUCUACAAGCAGACCCUACAAGAUGGUCAGAUCGAAGAGGUUUGAGGGACACACCUUGCUAGGAUACAGCAUAGGGUUUGAUGUGAGUCGUGAUGGCAGCCUUGUCGUCAGUGGGAGUUCUGAUGGCAGGAUUCACUUCUACGACUACCAGACCGGCAAGCUGAAGAAACAGCUCACUAGUGGCCUUGACGUGUGUAUGGAUGUGAUGUGUCACCCUGUCUUAGCCAGCACAGUUGUGUGUUGUAGCUGGGAUGGAGGCAUCAGGAUAUUCCAUUAGAUGUGACCAGAUUUAUCCCAUUUUAUCAUGUUGAAGACAUUAGAGGUUGCAGGGAGCUCUCAGGGAAUGAACAAUGGCAAAAUGUGGACUGAAUAUGUUGAGAAUCUCUCCCAAUGUCUUCUGAGAUCAAAUAUGUCAAGAAGUGUGGAUAGAGGUUGCAGACAGCUCUUAGGGAAAUAGCAAUGGC
Molecule: messenger RNA, 1842 nt
Organism: Haliotis rubra (blacklip abalone)
Lineage: Eukaryota; Metazoa; Mollusca; Gastropoda; Lepetellida; Haliotidae
Product: WD repeat-containing protein 25-like
Exons: 6
Coding region: 93-1655 (520 amino acids)
Molecular function (GO): protein binding
Source: RefSeq, a predicted model, not a curated record